Rubroshorea leprosula is the source of this 1647-nucleotide messenger RNA. The record is from the annotation of a GenBank genome assembly. NCBI's taxonomy places the organism in Eukaryota, Viridiplantae, Streptophyta, Magnoliopsida, Malvales, Dipterocarpaceae.
CUAAACCGAAAGACACAAACUUUCAGUUUGAUCAGUUUUGGACGCCAAAACUUUGAACAGAUUGACUCCAACAGAUUCAGUACCGGAACUGUUAUCUGCUCAACAAUAAAAGAGACAUCAGAAAUCUUUAUCAAAGGAAGCAGCAAGAAUGCAGAUUCUGGGGAGGAGAUUGCGGCAGCAAAUAUCUCUCAAACAAGCUAUUGGUGGCUGUGCGUAUUCUACCAAUAAACUCAUAGAUGUUGGACAGCCAACUCCUGCAUCUCAUCCUCAGUUAAUGAAGGAAGGGGAGAUUACACCUGGUAUUUCUACCGAGGAAUACAUCUCAAGAAGAAAAAGCCUAUUGGAACUUCUUCCGGAAAAGAGUUUAGCUGUCCUUGCAGCUGCACCUGUAAAGAUGAUGACUGAUGUGGUGCCAUACACGUUUCGACAGGAUGCUGAUUACUUGUAUCUUACUGGCUGCCAACAACCUGGUGGAGUGGCAGUUUUAAGUCAUGAAGGUGGCUUGUGCAUGUUCAUGCCAGAGGCAAAGCCCCAUGAUGUAACUUGGCAAGGACAAAUAGCAGGAGUUGAUGCAGCACUGGAAACAUUCAAGGCUGAGCAAGCAUAUCCAAUAAGCAAACUAGGCGAGAUCCUUCCAGAUAUGAUAAGAAGAUCCUCCAAAUUAUUCCACAAUAUGCUGACAGCCACACCAACAUAUACAGAUUUAGAGGCUUUUCGGAAGGCAACUUCUAUUGGAAAAGUGAAAGACCUUUCCAGUUUCACCCACGAGCUACGUUGGGUAAAAUCUCCAGCAGAACUUAAGUUAAUGAGAGAAUCUGCAUCAAUUGCUUGUCAGGCUCUUUUGCAGACGAUGUUGCAUUCAAAGGCAUAUCCUCAUGAGGGCAUGCUAUCAGCAAAGGUUGAAUAUGAUUGCAGGAUGAGAGGUGCUCAGAGAAUGGCAUUUAACCCUGUGGUAGGCGGUGGCUCUAAUGCUAGUGUGAUACAUUAUUCUCGAAAUGAUCAGAUAGUUAAAGAUGGUGAUCUUGUUUUAAUGGAUGUUGGAUGUGAGUUGCAUGGUUAUGUUAGUGAUCUUACUCGUACCUGGCCACCUUGUGGUAGAUUUUCUUCCGUACAGGAAGAGCUUUAUGAUCUCAUACUACAAACCAACAAGGAAUGUAUGAAGCUUUGCAAACCAGGAUCUAACAUUCGUCAAAUACACUACUAUUCGGUUGAAAUGCUGCUCAAAGGACUCAAGGAGAUUGGAAUUUUAAAAAAUGAUACAUUUAGUUGCUACAACCAAUUGAACCCAACUUCUAUAGGUCACUAUCUAGGGAUGGAUGUCCAUGACAGUGCAAUGGUUAGCUAUGACCGACCUUUGAAGCCAGGUGUUGUGAUAACCAUUGAACCAGGAAUCUACAUCCCGUCCACUUUUGAUGGUCCGGAAAGGUACUGUGGAAUAGGAAUAAGGAUUGAGGAUGAGGUUUUAAUCACGGAAACAGGUUGUGAGGUAUGGAUUGUGUUGGCUAAUGUUACUCCAUUCUCACUAGGGAAAAAAAUGUGCCAACUCACCCUCCUCUACUUUCAUGGCCAUGGAUUCUGGAACAGGUCCUUACAGGAUCAAUGCCUAAAGAGAUCAAACACAUCGAGUCCUUGCUAAACAAUUACAGC